CACACUGCAUUUGCUUGCUUUGUUGUUUUGAUUGGAUUCUAUAAAUUGCUGGAUAUUUCCAAUUCUGAGCUCAUUUUUGUUGUUCGUUCGCCCCCAACUGGAGUCCAGACCUCUGAAACAGCUGCAACCCGCAUACAAUUUUUAUCGAAGAAAGUGCAAGAUCUUGACAACGACGCAGUUUUGCGAUUUGGCAAUGUUGUUAUUGCCUUUGAACGGAGAAUAAUUUUAACGAAAACAAACAAACGGGCCGAUAACAAUGAAGGCAUUGCAGUUGUUACUGCUGGCAGUGGUGUCUGUCGUGGCCACCGGCUUGGAGACUCCGAAGGGACGAGCCAAAGACUUGAACAAGGGACUCGGCAUUGUCCACUACCAGCCGGAGCAAGUGCAUCUGGCAUUUGGAGAACGCACUGCCAGCGAAAUGGUCGUCACCUGGUCGACACGCAGCCUCCCACCGGACACGCAAGUGGGCACGGCCAGCGUUGUGGAGUACGGCCUCCUCGAGGCUUCUGGACAGUCCAAGCUCAACCAAGCAGCCCGAGGCACAGCCACCAAGUUUGUGGACGGUGGUCGAAAAAAAGCCACGCAGUUCAUUCAUCGGGUGACCUUAGGGAACUUGAGCCCGAAUUCCACGUACGUCUAUCACUGCGGCAGCUCCUACGGCUGGUCGUCCGUGUUCCAGUUCCGCACGGUGCCAGAGGCAUCGGCGGACUGGUCGCCCUCGCUGGCCAUCUACGGGGACAUGGGCAACGAAAACGCCCAGUCCCUGGCCCGCCUGCAGGAGGAGACCCAGCGCGGCAUGUACGACGCCAUUAUUCAUGUGGGGGACUUUGCCUACGAUAUGAACACCGAGGACGCCCGGGUGGGGGACGAGUUCAUGAGGCAAAUCGAGUCUGUGGCAGCCUACUUGCCCUACAUGGUGGUGCCCGGUAAUCACGAGGAGAAGUUCAACUUUUCCAACUACCGAGCCCGCUUCAGCAUGCCGGGAGGCACGGAGAACAUGUUCUACAGCUUCGACCUGGGCCCAGUGCACUUCAUUGGGAUCAGCACGGAGGCGUACUACUUCCUCAACUACGGCGUGAAGACACUGGUGUUUCAGUACGAGUGGCUGCGCCAGGAUCUGGCCAAAGCCAACCUCCCAGAGAACCGCCGCGAGCGACCCUGGAUCGUCUUGUACGGCCACCGCCCGAUGUACUGCAGCAACGAGAACGACAACGAUUGCACCCACUCAGAGACCCUGACCCGGGUGGGCUGGCCCUUCGUCCACAUGUUCGGGCUGGAGCCGUUGCUCUACGAGUUCGGCGUUGACGUGGCCAUUUGGGCACACGAGCACUCGUACGAGCGGCUCUGGCCCAUCUACGACUACAAGGUGCUCAACGGAACCCUGAAGGACUCGCCCUACGAAGACCCGGGCGCUCCGGUCCAUUUGGUGACUGGCUCCGCGGGCUGCAAGGAGGGGCGGGAGCCCUUCAAGGGCAAGAUACCCGACUGGAGCGCCUUCCAUAGCCAAGACUACGGGUACACCCGCCUGAGGGCGCACAACCGGACGCACUUGCACUUCGAACAGGUGUCGGACGACCAAAACGGAGCCAUCAUCGAUAACUUCUGGCUGGUGAAGUCCAAGCACGGCAGUUACUCGCACUAGGAGUGGGAAACCAUAUCGAAUCAUAGCUUGAGGAGUCUCCAGGAACACACUAGGAACUGGCAGUAUUAGUAACGCACAUUCUACUUCGACCUGAAUCGACCACAAAACAUAUACAACUAUAGCAGUAAGCUAGGCACAUUCCUUAACCGAAUUCCCAGUAGCCCUGGAACAAAAGAAUACACUUAGCCAAAUUUUAGGUCCCAGCAUUUAAGAGUGCAUUUACGGACCUGGAGGGACGACCACUUGCAGAUCUUGAACUCUUUAGUGUUGUUUUUAUUCGUAAUCCAUAUGCGGGGUACUUGGUUUUUAAAGUUUUAAAAUAUUUUAAUCUGUUAACGUAUUCAAGAGUUAAUACAUCCUUGUAUUUGUGUUUCUAAACCUAACCUAUUUCCUUAUACUUUAUAUGGGGUGCCACAUAAAAAUAGUAGAACCACUAGGACUAGUUCUACUAACUACUACUGAAUUUUUAGCCUUUAUUUUAUUUUACAAAAACCCAAGGGGAGUAAGUUCAAAAGCUUUAAUAUUGCAUUAUCAAAAUUCUUUUUUAUAUUUUCUAUUAAUUUGUAACUUCCAUUCCAAUGAAGAAACUUCCAUUUUGAACCAAAUUUGAACUUCACCCAACACAUUUAAUUUUAAAACUUUCCCUCCGAAUUCGGAUAAAACAACGUGGCAUCACAUCAGCUUCAAAACUAUGAAGACUCCCCUGUAUAGAGUUACUAGUGUUUUACAAAAAUCUAAACUUUACCAAUGAAGGCCACGAAAUGUAUUCCUAUUUCAACGCAGUUUAGUCACAAACUCAUCACUCCUUAUAGAGCGAUCAAACUUUUCAGAUAAAAGUGAAGAUCCAUUGCUGAUUUGAGCAAACACCAUGCAAGAUUGUGUGUGUUUUAAAUCACUCACAUCAGGCAUAUGAUACCCUAAGGGGAAAUUGGAGCGUAAUUUGAGUGGAAGUGCUUUGUGAGGCACCCCUGUAUAUUUUUAAGUUAGAAGCACCAGAAUUCCGAAUGGUUUAAUUUAUGCCAGGCUUGCAAAUUGCAUAAAUUUUGUUGUGGCUAUACAUUUUAUCAACAGGGUUUGGUAAUCGCACUUUGUGAGCGCACCGGAUUGGAUUUCAAAAACAAUUGAACGAGAAUCAAGAAAUAAAUGCAUUUUUACCGCUCUAA
Messenger RNA from Drosophila bipectinata, 2805 nucleotides. RefSeq names its product acid phosphatase type 7. Gene Ontology annotation, molecular function: acid phosphatase activity; metal ion binding. The record is from RefSeq and is a predicted model, not a curated record. NCBI's taxonomy places the organism in Eukaryota, Metazoa, Arthropoda, Insecta, Diptera, Drosophilidae.